This is a messenger RNA of Trematomus bernacchii (emerald rockcod), 3490 nucleotides long. Its product is annotated as RCC1 and BTB domain-containing protein 1-like. Gene Ontology annotation, molecular function: protein binding. Lineage: Eukaryota; Metazoa; Chordata; Actinopteri; Perciformes; Nototheniidae. The coding region runs from base 218 to 1813 and encodes 531 amino acids. The record is from RefSeq and is a predicted model, not a curated record. The transcript has 12 exons.
CUCCACAUUUCCGCAAAUAAGCCUCGGUCAGCGGCCGCGGUAAGAAACGGACACCCACCAACAAACCGGGGAAACGGUUAGUUCAGAAACACCGGAAACGUACACAAUAAACAGCUCACUGCAGCACUGGCAGCUCUGCCCCCCCACACCUCCUCCUGCUGAUGCCCGCCCCCCCCAGCCCUUGCACUGAGGUUCACCCCUCCACAGAGAGAGCAUCAUGGUCGAUGUUACCAAAUGGCCCAUUUUCAGCAUGAUGGGGCCCCAGGAGCUCUCCUCGAUACGGAAAGCCUGCGUGUUUGGGACGUCUGCUAAUGAGGCCGUCUUCAUCACCAAAGAUGAUGAGGUGUAUGUGAUUGGGUUAAACUGCAGCAGCUGCCUGGGGACAGGAGACAGUCAGAGCUCCAUUGUUCCCAAGAAGCUGGACUUCCUGAGCGGGAGGAAGGUGGUCAGCGUGAGCUACGGCAGCGGACCCCACAUCCUGCUGGCCACAGAGGAUGGAGAGCUGUUCGCCUGGGGUCACAACGGCUACAGCCAGCUGGGGAACGGGACGACCAACCAAGGAGCCGCUCCGCUGCUCGUGUCGGCUAGCCUGCUGAAUAAGAAGGUCACAGAGGUGGCCUGUGGCUCGCACCACUCCAUGGCCCUCAUUGACUCAGGAGAAGUGUAUGCAUGGGGCUACAACAACUGUGGUCAGGUGGGUUCGGGCUCCACAGCGAACCAGCCGACCCCCCGCAGAGUGUCCAGCUGUCUGCAGAACAAAGUGGCCGUCGGCAUCGUGUGCGGGCAGACCUCGUCUCUGGCAGUGCUGGACAACGGAGAGGUCUACGGCUGGGGCUACAACGGGAACGGACAGCUAGGACUCGGGAACAGCGGGAACCAGCUGACCCCCUGCCGCCUCGCCGCGCUGCAGGGCUUAUGUGUGCAGCAGAUUGUCUCGGGCUACGCCCACUCUCUGGCCCUCACAGACGAGGGGCUGCUGUUCGCCUGGGGGGCCAACACCUACGGACAGCUGGGCACCGGAAACAAGAGCAACCAGCUGAGCCCGCUGCUCAUCAUGACGGAGAAGGAGAGGAUAGUGGAGGUCGCCGCCUGCCACUCCACACACACCUCAGCCUGUAAGACUCAGAGCGGCCAGGUGUACAUGUGGGGUCAGUGCAGGGGCCAGUCCAUCGUGCUGCCCCUCCUCACACACUUCACCUGCACCGACGAUGUGUUCGCCUGCUUCGCCACGCCCUCAGUCAUGUGGAAGCUUCUCUCUAUGGAGCACGAUGACUUCUUGACCGUGGCUCAGUCUCUGAAGAAACAGUUUGACAACCCGGAGACAGCCGACCUCAAGUUCUGCGUUGACGGCAAACAUAUCUGCGUCCACAAAGCCAUUCUCAAAAUCAGGUGUGAACACUUUAGGACCAUGUUCCAGUCGCACUGGAACGAAGACAUGAUGGAGGUGAUAGAAAUCGGUCAUUUCUCCUAUCCGGUGUACCGCUCCUUCCUGGAGUUCCUCUACACCGACGCUGUGGAGCUGCCUCCUGAGGACGCUAUCGGGCUGCUGGAUUUGGCCACGUCGUACUGUGAGAACCGUCUGAAGCGCCUCUGCCAACACAUCAUAAAGAGAGGCAUCACCGUGGAGAACGCCUUCUCGCUGCUGGCGGCUGCCGUGCGCUACGAUGCAGAGGACCUGGAGGAGUUCUGCUUUAAGUUCUGUGUGAACCACCUGACGGAGGUGACCCAGACCGCCGCCUUCUGGCAGAUUAACGGCAACCUGCUCAAAGAUUUCAUUUGUCGAGCCAGCCGCUGUGGAGCCUUUAAAAACUGACCAAUCAUAGCUCAUUAUAGACUCAGAGGCGGAGGAUGCUGUGGAGACCCUGGGAGUGACUUCUAAAGGACCCCUCUGACGGGUGGUUACACAAACUUUAUAUAGAUUAUCAUCACUGUCAGAUUAUUCCUUUCAUUCCAGACAUGACCGGACGUCACAGUGAAGUUACAGCAGUAUAUUGUGUCUGACUUCUUCUUACUUUACACACAUUGUGUAAACACAGGGUUUAUUUGCAUUGCGAGACUUACUAUCGCUUGAUCGAGUUGUUUCAACUUGAAAUAUUCUUGCCAGUUGCCUGAUAUCACUUUACCUUAUUAUUGACCAAGUUACUUCUUUAGUGUUUGCAAUUGUUUGAAUAUGAUUUUGUUUCUUUUUAUUAGAAGACUGCAUCAUAGCUUGGAUGUGCCAUCUUAUUUUGUGGUUUUCAGGAUGAGGUUUGAGAAGUUGAACUUUUAGAUAUCGGGACAGAGGAAGUGUUUUGAAGACUGGACACUGAUAAAUCAAUUCAAGGGGAAAUGUGCCACCUUUUUAAUGUCCCAAUUCAUUGAGGCAAUGAAUCCCUCAGUGAGAGCUAUAUUGACCCAGGAAGCUGAAUCCUCCAGAAAGCAGUUUAUUUUCUUAUACAACACACGUUUUGAUUCAAUUAAGAAAAAUAUAAUUUAGUUCUCCCUUACUUCCAACAACGUCACUUUAAAUAACUGCGCUGGGUUAAGAAACAGCAGACUUUUCAGAUUUUUAACUCAUCUUUAGGUCAAACUCCAGAGAGAUCCUUAGUGCUGCUGGUUGAGGCGUGAUUUUGUUUUGGUUUUGAAGUGAGAUUUAUACUUAAACUGUUACAUGUGUGAAAUGACAGAUACCACAUAUUAGACAGUCUUAUUUUGUGCAGCUACAACUCCAUACCAUUCAAUAAAGCUUCUCUAUUUGGUCCAUGAUUAGCACACAGAAGAACAAUUCGUUUUCUCAAGAAGUAUGUUAACAUUCAAAAUCUGUUUACAGUGAGACACGAGGCCUUGCAGAAGCUUGAGUCGACUUGCCUUGGUGGAUGAAAAAGUUUCUGUAUGUGAAAAGCACUAUUUUACAGUGUUAACACUAAGCUAAACGACAUGCUGUGCGAAUGUGAAAGAAAAUGUUUGCUCAUUUCUAUGCAGGACUUUUUUUCUAUGCAGGACAUUUUGUCUUCAAAAUCAGAAACUAUAAUUGAUACUGCGUAUUAUGAAAUGCCAUUAAAAUGUUGUGACCUUUUUCCAAACAAAUGACUACAAAAAAGUUGGUUUCUUGUAAACAAGUAUGUUUUAAUAUUAAUACAUAUAUUGCAAUAAACCAAAAUGAAACAAAUGUUGUUUUUUUAUGUAUCAUAGUGCAUUAGAGAAUUGAGAUUGAGUUAGACAUUUGAUUUUUAAGGAACAAAUCUCUUUUGUUCAUUGAUAAACCAGAGAUGCAACUAUCUUCACAGAAAGAUCCAGUACAGUGAGUUUUUUUGUUUUAAACUAAAGGGCCAUAUUUAAUCAAUAACUGUAAGAAAAGUUAACAAUGGAACAAUUUACUUAAUGUUGAAAAUAUCAUUAAAAACAUGUUGAAAAGUUAUCAAUAUGUUGCAUUUGUUUUACAUUUAUUAAAGGUGGGGUAGAUAAGUUUGAGAAACCGGCUCGAGAUACACUUUUUGUUAUAUUCCAUGGA